Molecule: messenger RNA, 6027 nt
Organism: Schistocerca piceifrons (Central American locust)
Lineage: Eukaryota; Metazoa; Arthropoda; Insecta; Orthoptera; Acrididae
Product: trichohyalin-like
Exons: 3
Coding region: 1-6027 (2008 amino acids)
Source: RefSeq, a predicted model, not a curated record
AUGGAGCUGUGGUGGUUGUUUGGAAUGUGGGGCAUGGCUGCUGCAUUUGUAUGGCUGGCAAUCGAGGAGGAGAAGUCGAGGAGGAGAAGUCGAGGAGGAGAAGUCGAGGAGGAGAAGUCGAGGAGGAGAAGUCGAGGAGGAGAAGUCGAGGAGGAGAAGUCGAGGAGGAGAAGUCGAGGAGGAGAAGUCGAGGAGGAGAAGGCGAGGAGGAGAAGGCAGGGAGGAGAAGGCAGGGAGGAGAAGGCAGGGAGGAGAAGGCAGGGAGGAGACGGCAGGGAGGAGACGGCAGGGAGGAGACGGCAGGGAGGAGACGGCAGGGAGGAGACGGCAGGGAGGAGACGGCAGGGAGGAGACGGCAGGGAGGAGACGGCAGGGAGGAGACGGCAGGGAGGAGACGGCAGGGAGGAGACGGCAGGGAGGAGACGGCAGGGAGGAGACGGCAGGGAGGAGACGGCAGGGAGGAGACGGCAGGGAGGAGACGGCAAGGAGGAGACGGCAAGGAGGAGACGGCAAGGAGGAGACGGCAAGGAGGAGACGGCAAGGAGGAGACGGCAAGGAGGAGACGGCAAGGAGGAGACGGCAAGGAGGAGACGGCAAGGAGGAGACGGCAAGGAGGAGACGGCAAGGAGGAGACGGCAAGGAGGAGACGGCAAGGAGGAGACGGCAAGGAGGAGACGGCAAGGAGGAGACGGCAAGGAGGAGACGGCAAGGAGGAGACGGCAAGGAGGAGACGGCAAGGAGGAGACGGCAAGGAGGAGACGGCAAGGAGGAGACGGCAAGGAGGAGACGGCAAGGAGGAGACGGCAAGGAGGAGACGGCAAGGAGGAGACGGCAAGGAGGAGACGGCAAGGAGGAGACGGCAAGGAGGAGACGGCAAGGAGGAGACGGCAAGGAGGAGACGGCAAGGAGGAGACGGCAAGGAGGAGACGGCAAGGAGGAGACGGCAAGGAGGAGACGGCAAGGAGGAGACGGCAAGGAGGAGACGGCAAGGAGGAGACGGCAAGGAGGAGACGGCAAGGAGGAGACGGCAAGGAGGAGACGGCAAGGAGGAGACGGCAAGGAGGAGACGGCAAGGAGGAGACGGCAAGGAGGAGACGGCAAGGAGGAGACGGCAAGGAGGAGACGGCAAGGAGGAGACGGCAAGGAGGAGACGGCAAGGAGGAGACGGCAAGGAGGAGACGGCAAGGAGGAGACGGCAAGGAGGAGACGGCAAGGAGGAGACGGCAAGGAGGAGACGGCAAGGAGGAGACGGCAAGGAGGAGACGGCAAGGAGGAGACGGCAAGGAGGAGACGGCAAGGAGGAGACGGCAAGGAGGAGACGGCAAGGAGGAGACGGCAAGGAGGAGACGGCAAGGAGGAGACGGCAAGGAGGAGACGGCAAGGAGGAGACGGCAAGGAGGAGACGGCAAGGAGGAGACGGCAAGGAGGAGACGGCAAGGAGGAGACGGCAAGGAGGAGACGGCAAGGAGGAGACGGCAAGGAGGAGACGGCAAGGAGGAGACGGCAAGGAGGAGACGGCAAGGAGGAGACGGCAAGGAGGAGACGGCAAGGAGGAGACGGCAAGGAGGAGACGGCAAGGAGGAGACGGCAAGGAGGAGACGGCAAGGAGGAGACGGCAAGGAGGAGACGGCAAGGAGGAGACGGCAAGGAGGAGACGGCAAGGAGGAGACGGCAAGGAGGAGACGGCAAGGAGGAGACGGCAAGGAGGAGACGGCAAGGAGGAGACGGCAAGGAGGAGACGGCAAGGAGGAGACGGCAAGGAGGAGACGGCAAGGAGGAGACGGCAAGGAGGAGACGGCAAGGAGGAGACGGCAAGGAGGAGACGGCAAGGAGGAGACGGCAAGGAGGAGACGGCAAGGAGGAGACGGCAAGGAGGAGACGGCAAGGAGGAGACGGCAAGGAGGAGACGGCAAGGAGGAGACGGCAAGGAGGAGACGGCAAGGAGGAGACGGCAAGGAGGAGACGGCAAGGAGGAGACGGCAAGGAGGAGACGGCAAGGAGGAGACGGCAAGGAGGAGACGGCAAGGAGGAGACGGCAAGGAGGAGACGGCAAGGAGGAGACGGCAAGGAGGAGACGGCAAGGAGGAGACGGCAAGGAGGAGACGGCAAGGAGGAGACGGCAAGGAGGAGACGGCAAGGAGGAGACGGCAAGGAGGAGACGGCAAGGAGGAGACGGCAAGGAGGAGACGGCAAGGAGGAGACGGCAAGGAGGAGACGGCAAGGAGGAGACGGCAAGGAGGAGACGGCAAGGAGGAGACGGCAAGGAGGAGACGGCAAGGAGGAGACGGCAAGGAGGAGACGGCAAGGAGGAGACGGCAAGGAGGAGACGGCAGGGAGGAGACGGCAGGGAGGAGACGGCAGGGAGGAGACGGCAGGGAGGAGACGGCAGGGAGGAGACGGCAGGGAGGAGACGGCAGGGAGGAGACGGCAGGGAGGAGACGGCAGGGAGGAGACGGCAGGGAGGAGACGGCAGGGAGGAGACGGCAGGGAGGAGACGGCAGGGAGGAGACGGCAGGGAGGAGACGGCAGGGAGGAGACGGCAGGGAGGAGACGGCAGGGAGGAGACGGCAGGGAGGAGACGGCAGGGAGGAGACGGCAGGGAGGAGACGGCAGGGAGGAGACGGCAGGGAGGAGACGGCAGGGAGGAGACGGCAGGGAGGAGACGGCAGGGAGGAGACGGCAGGGAGGAGACGGCAGGGAGGAGACGGCAGGGAGGAGACGGCAGGGAGGAGACGGCAGGGAGGAGACGGCAGGGAGGAGACGGCAGGGAGGAGACGGCAGGGAGGAGACGGCAGGGAGGAGACGGCAGGGAGGAGACGGCAGGGAGGAGACGGCAGGGAGGAGACGGCAGGGAGGAGACGGCAGGGAGGAGACGGCAGGGAGGAGACGGCAGGGAGGAGACGGCAGGGAGGAGACGGCAGGGAGGAGACGGCAGGGAGGAGACGGCAGGGAGGAGACGGCAGGGAGGAGACGGCAGGGAGGAGACGGCAGGGAGGAGACGGCAGGGAGGAGACGGCAGGGAGGAGACGGCAGGGAGGAGACGGCAGGGAGGAGACGGCAGGGAGGAGACGGCAGGGAGGAGACGGCAAGGAGGAGACGGCAAGGAGGAGACGGCAAGGAGGAGACGGCAAGGAGGAGACGGCAAGGAGGAGACGGCAAGGAGGAGACGGCAAGGAGGAGACGGCAAGGAGGAGACGGCAAGGAGGAGACGGCAAGGAGGAGACGGCAAGGAGGAGACGGCAAGGAGGAGACGGCAAGGAGGAGACGGCAAGGAGGAGACGGCAAGGAGGAGACGGCAAGGAGGAGACGGCAAGGAGGAGACGGCAAGGAGGAGACGGCAAGGAGGAGACGGCAAGGAGGAGACGGCAAGGAGGAGACGGCAAGGAGGAGACGGCAAGGAGGAGACGGCAAGGAGGAGACGGCAAGGAGGAGACGGCAAGGAGGAGACGGCAAGGAGGAGACGGCAAGGAGGAGACGGCAAGGAGGAGACGGCAAGGAGGAGACGGCAAGGAGGAGACGGCAAGGAGGAGACGGCAAGGAGGAGACGGCAAGGAGGAGACGGCAGGGAGGAGACGGCAGGGAGGAGACGGCAGGGAGGAGACGGCAGGGAGGAGACGGCAGGGAGGAGACGGCAGGGAGGAGACGGCAGGGAGGAGACGGCAGGGAGGAGACGGCAGGGAGGAGACGGCAGGGAGGAGACGGCAGGGAGGAGACGGCAGGGAGGAGACGGCAGGGAGGAGACGGCAGGGAGGAGACGGCAGGGAGGAGACGGCAGGGAGGAGACGGCAGGGAGGAGACGGCAGGGAGGAGACGGCAGGGAGGAGACGGCAGGGAGGAGACGGCAGGGAGGAGACGGCAGGGAGGAGACGGCAGGGAGGAGACGGCAGGGAGGAGACGGCAGGGAGGAGACGGCAGGGAGGAGACGGCAGGGAGGAGACGGCAGGGAGGAGACGGCAGGGAGGAGACGGCAGGGAGGAGACGGCAGGGAGGAGACGGCAGGGAGGAGACGGCAGGGAGGAGACGGCAGGGAGGAGACGGCAGGGAGGAGACGGCAGGGAGGAGACGGCAGGGAGGAGACGGCAGGGAGGAGACGGCAGGGAGGAGACGGCAGGGAGGAGACGGCAGGGAGGAGACGGCAAGGAGGAGACGGCAAGGAGGAGACGGCAAGGAGGAGACGGCAAGGAGGAGACGGCAAGGAGGAGACGGCAAGGAGGAGACGGCAAGGAGGAGACGGCAAGGAGGAGACGGCAAGGAGGAGACGGCAAGGAGGAGACGGCAAGGAGGAGACGGCAAGGAGGAGACGGCAAGGAGGAGACGGCAAGGAGGAGACGGCAAGGAGGAGACGGCAAGGAGGAGACGGCAAGGAGGAGACGGCAAGGAGGAGACGGCAAGGAGGAGAAGGCAAGGAGGAGAAGGCAAGGAGGAGAAGGCAAGGAGGAGAAGGCAAGGAGGAGAAGGCAAGGAGGAGAAGGCAAGGAGGAGAAGGCAAGGAGGAGAAGGCAAGGAGGAGAAGGCAAGGAGGAGAAGGCAAGGAGGAGAAGGCAAGGAGGAGAAGGCAAGGAGGAGAAGGCAAGGAGGAGAAGGCAAGGAGGAGAAGGCAAGGAGGAGAAGGCAAGGAGGAGAAGGCAAGGAGGAGAAGGCAAGGAGGAGAAGGCAAGGAGGAGAAGGCAAGGAGGAGAAGGCAAGGAGGAGAAGGCAAGGAGGAGAAGGCAAGGAGGAGAAGGCAAGGAGGAGAAGGCAAGGAGGAGAAGGCAAGGAGGAGAAGGCAAGGAGGAGAAGGCAAGGAGGAGAAGGCAAGGAGGAGAAGGCAAGGAGGAGAAGGCAAGGAGGAGAAGGCAAGGAGGAGAAGGCAAGGAGGAGAAGGCAAGGAGGAGAAGGCAAGGAGGAGAAGGCAAGGAGGAGAAGGCAAGGAGGAGAAGGCAAGGAGGAGAAGGCAAGGAGGAGAAGGCAAGGAGGAGAAGGCAAGGAGGAGAAGGCAAGGAGGAGAAGGCAAGGAGGAGAAGGCAAGGAGGAGAAGGCAAGGAGGAGAAGGCAAGGAGGAGAAGGCAAGGAGGAGAAGGCAAGGAGGAGAAGGCAAGGAGGAGAAGGCAAGGAGGAGAAGGCAAGGAGGAGAAGGCAAGGAGGAGAAGGCAAGGAGGAGAAGGCAAGGAGGAGAAGGCAAGGAGGAGAAGGCAAGGAGGAGAAGGCAAGGAGGAGAAGGCAAGGAGGAGAAGGCAAGGAGGAGAAGGCAAGGAGGAGAAGGCAAGGAGGAGAAGGCAAGGAGGAGAAGGCAAGGAGGAGAAGGCAAGGAGGAGAAGGCAAGGAGGAGAAGGCAAGGAGGAGAAGGCAAGGAGGAGAAGGCAAGGAGGAGAAGGCAAGGAGGAGAAGGCAAGGAGGAGAAGGCAAGGAGGAGAAGGCAAGGAGGAGAAGGCAAGGAGGAGAAGGCAAGGAGGAGAAGGCAAGGAGGAGAAGGCAAGGAGGAGAAGGCAAGGAGGAGAAGGCAAGGAGGAGAAGGCAAGGAGGAGAAGGCAAGGAGGAGAAGGCAAGGAGGAGAAGGCAAGGAGGAGAAGGCAAGGAGGAGAAGGCAAGGAGGAGAAGGCAAGGAGGAGAAGGCAAGGAGGAGAAGGCAAGGAGGAGAAGGCAAGGAGGAGAAGGCAAGGAGGAGAAGGCAAGGAGGAGAAGGCAAGGAGGAGAAGGCAAGGAGGAGAAGGCAAGGAGGAGAAGGCAAGGAGGAGAAGGCAAGGAGGAGAAGGCAAGGAGGAGAAGGCAAGGAGGAGAAGGCAAGGAGGAGAAGGCAAGGAGGAGAAGGCAAGGAGGAGAAGGCAAGGAGGAGAAGGCAAGGAGGAGAAGGCAAGGAGGAGAAGGCAAGGAGAAGGCAAGGAGAAGGCAAGGGAAAGAGUAAGGAAGACAGUGAGUGGCGUAGCGCCGCAGCUGGCCGCGACGUCGCCGCCGCUGCAGAUGCCGGUCGUCUGCACAGCCUUGUGGAAUGGAGGUCGUCCGGCGCCCGUGGGCGAGAGUGUUGCGUGGGACAGAGUGAGGUUUAGUUAG